CCCUGUUUCCGUUCUUACAUUUCUCCACCCUACCUUUCACACACAGACCGAGAAAGUGAAAGAGAGAGUGUGAGAGAGAGACACACAGAAUGUGAGAGAGAGAGAAUUCUAAAUUUGAUAUCUAAAAUCUAUAAAAUUUGAAAACAGUUUCACCAAGAAUGGGGGAUUACGUCGAGGAAGAAUGCGAUAUUGAAGUAGCAAAGCAAUCUAUUUCUACCACAGAUGAUAAAAAGAAUUUCGAAUCCACAGCUUCCGCAUCUGUAGUUCUAAUCCAGAAGUUUAUUGCAGAAGUGAUAGGAACUUACUUUGUGAUCUUCGCGGGAUGUGGAGUGGUGGCGGUUAAUAAGAUAUACGACGGACAGGUUACGUUCCCUGGGAUUUGUGUAACAUGGGGUCUCAUAGUCAUGGUCAUGGUUUACUCCGUCGGUCAUAUCUCCGGCGCCCAUUUCAAUCCCGCCGUCACCCUCACUUUUGCCAUUUUCCGUCACUUUCCUUGGGCUCAGGUGCCUAUGUAUAUGAUUGCCCAACUACUAGGAUCAGUCGCUGCCAGUGGUAGCUUGUGUCUAGUUUUAAAUGCCAAAGCGGCGGAUUUCUUUGGUACCACUCCUGCUGGUUCUGAUGUUCAGUCUUUAGCUAUUGAGAUCAUCAUCUCCUUCCUUUUAAUGUUCGUCAUAUCAGGCGUUGCUACAGAUACCAGAGCGAUUGGAGAACUUGCAGGAAUGGCAGUUGGAAUGACAAUAACGUUAAAUGUAUUCGUUGCUGGACCGGUGUCUGGAGCAUCGAUGAACCCAGCAAGGAGUCUUGGUCCAGCCAUUGUGAUGCACAACUACAAAGGGAUUUGGGUUUACAUAGCAGGGCCACCCGUCGGCACCCUUCUUGGAGCUCUAUGCUAUAAUUUUAUAAGAUUCACAGACAAACCAUUAAGAGAGAUAACCUCAAGUAAAUCAUUUCUCAAGAGCAUCUCAAGAAAAUAAUUUUUAUUUGUACAUUUAAUUUUUCUAUACAUCUUAAAUUUUGAUAAAUGUACAAUGAUAAAGUAAAGUGGCUUUAUCCAUAGUUGUGUUCUAUCUGUCUCUCUCUCCGUCUCUCUCUCUCUCUCUGUCUCUCUCUCUCUCUGUUCAAGGGGUUUAAAUAUUUGAGGGGUUUAAAUAUUGGCCCCGACUGUAUUGCUCGUUCGUAACAUCUUCUUAUAAAAAAAAAGAAGAGUUUAUAUAUUGGCCGAGUUAACUUCAUUC
Molecule: messenger RNA, 1235 nt
Organism: Macadamia integrifolia
Lineage: Eukaryota; Viridiplantae; Streptophyta; Magnoliopsida; Proteales; Proteaceae
Product: probable aquaporin NIP-type
Exons: 5
Coding region: 159-974 (271 amino acids)
Biological process (GO): transmembrane transport
Cellular component (GO): membrane
Molecular function (GO): channel activity
Source: RefSeq, a predicted model, not a curated record